Molecule: messenger RNA, 327 nt
Organism: Linum trigynum
Lineage: Eukaryota; Viridiplantae; Streptophyta; Magnoliopsida; Malpighiales; Linaceae
Source: the annotation of a GenBank genome assembly
AUGGACGAGAAUCCUGUAGAUGAAGUUUCUGUUGGUUUUGUAGAUGCUCAACAACUCCUGCAAAUUGCAACAUCUUCUGACGAUGCAACAGAAAGCGGACAACAGCUGGAAACCUCUAUUUCCACCAAUAGUGUCAACAAUGAACAAGAAGAAGGUGUGACAUCAAACAGAUCCGAGUUAGACUACACUAGUUUGGGGUUGGCAUUCAAAACCAUUGAGGAAACAAAACAAUUCUACAAGAACUAUGCGCACGAUCUUGGCUUCAGCAUGAGGGACAUGGGAACUGUCAAACCUUCUACAAAACGCCAGCUAACCAAAAUAGCAUGA